This is a messenger RNA of Nelumbo nucifera (sacred lotus), 939 nucleotides long. RefSeq names its product tRNA dimethylallyltransferase. The record is from RefSeq and is a predicted model, not a curated record. NCBI's taxonomy places the organism in Eukaryota, Viridiplantae, Streptophyta, Magnoliopsida, Proteales, Nelumbonaceae.
GAUAAGGCCCACGUUUCUCAAAAUAAUAAACGUAGAAAGCUUUUGAUUUUGGACCGACCGCCUUUCUCUGCUCUUGCAGCUCUUUCUCUUCUUCUCCUGAAUUCUGAUUCGGAGGAAGUAUCUCUACUUCUGUGACAAUUCAUUCAUUCUCUUUCUCUCUCUCUCUGUCUUGGGUAGAUAUUAUUUAUUUAAAAUAGAAUAAUAGAGAUAAAAAGAAAAUGCCCACCAUUUCUGUAUCUAAAUUUAUCAGUCCGUGUUCGCUCUCUUCUUCAGCUCCCACGGAUGCCUUUAGGUUUACCACCCUUUUCCCUUCUUUACUACCUUUGACCAAGUUCCCUACGUGUACCCAAUCCUUAAUCCAACAAAGAAGAAAAACCCUAGUUUUCUCGAAAUCAUCUGAAACAGAGCUCUCCGCUGCAGAAGAAGAAUGGCUUAAAAAGCUCCCAGACAAGAAGAAACCCUUGUAUUCUCAUAGCCUUCCCUGCAUAGAAUCUUGGUUGAAGAAAUUGGGGUUUUACCAGAGCAGAGAGGAUCGAGCCAUCUGGUUUAUCGAGAAGCCUGAUUGGCACGCUCAGCUAUCGCUUGACGUCACCGAUCUCUAUAUAAGGUAUCUGAAGAAUGGACCUGGGAAUCUUGAGAAAGAUGUGGAGAGAAGAUUCAGUUAUGCACUAAGUAGAGAAGACAUCGAGAAUGCAAUACUUGGAGGACCGUAAAGUUGAUAUCUACAAUCCUCUUAGUUUGGGUUAAAAUUGACGACAUUUUAGCAACUGCUUGCCAUUGAGUGAAUUAUUUACUUAUUUGUAAGUUGGAUGUUGGUUAUGAAGUUUCUCCUCACUGUUGGGGAAAGUGCAAGGUUUGAUUGGGCCAAUACAUUGUUUGUCUUCUCUUGUCUAUUGUAAUGAAAGAUUAAUUUUUCACUUUCCAGUUAUUUUAUUGUAA